AUGCAUCACUUCAACAAACCACAGGGACAAGGGUGUGUCUUUUCUUUUGAUAUUAUAGAUUGUGAGAACACUGAGAUACGUAUCACUUCUUUCAAUGAAGUUGCAGACCUUCAUUACAUGAAUAUUCAACUUGGAGCUAUAUAUACAAUAUUAGGUGGAACUGUUAAGCCAACAAAUAGGUUGUACAACAAGCUUAAUAGCCAACUUGAAAUUUUCCUACAAGAUGCUUCAAAGGUUUCUCUAUCAGACGAUGACCUUACCAUUCCAAAACAUCAGUUCUCUUUCAAACCUCUAAAUGAAAUUAUGCAAAUGACCAAUAAUUAUCUUGUUGAUGUUAUUGGAAUAGUCAUUUGUGUAGAUCCAAGCUCCACUAUAAGAAGGAGGGAUGACACAAAAGUUCUUAGAAGAAGCAUCAAGCUAAUGGAUAUGUCUCCAUGUACUAUUAAUGUUACUUUAUGGGUUCCAACCACUCAAAAGGAAGGUACACAACUGCAAGAAAUGUACCACUCACAUCAUGUUGUUGCACUUGCAAUUAAAAGUGGACGAGUCACUAAAGAUAAUGGAAAGGUCAUAAGCACUUUGGCUAGUACCCACCUUUUUACAGACCCAAGCAUAGAAGAAACAAAACAACUAAAAUCACGGCUUGAACAAAAUGGGGGUGAUGUUAUUUCAUCAUCAACAGAAACUAUAGAUGUGCCCUUACAAAUUACAAGGAAGACAAUUGUUGAUAUUGAAGAACAAACUAUGCAUUCAAAACAACCCGUUCAACACAUUGUAAAGGCAACAAUACGAUUCAUAAAAUCAAAUUCAAUUUUUUAUCCAUCUUGCCCACUUGAGAUAGAUGGUAAACAAUGUAAAAAAAGAGCUGUGUAG
Messenger RNA from Cryptomeria japonica (Japanese cedar), 873 nucleotides. Its product is annotated as replication protein A 70 kDa DNA-binding subunit A-like. NCBI's taxonomy places the organism in Eukaryota, Viridiplantae, Streptophyta, Pinopsida, Cupressales, Cupressaceae. The transcript has a single exon. The coding region runs from base 1 to 873 and encodes 290 amino acids. The record is from RefSeq and is a predicted model, not a curated record.